AAAUAAAGAUGGCGGAUGAAAGCGUGUCUCACGACGCUAAAACGACGGUCAAAGACUUGAAUCAGAUUAUAACUGAACCUGCUCACGGUUUUUUCAUGUUACCUUCGGAUCCUUACAACGAGGUGUUCGACGGAAUUUUUGUCGGCGAUGCGUAAGUAUCACAAUUUCUCUUACUUUCAGCUUAGUAGGGGUUCAGCUAGGAUGUUUUGUAUGCCGGCUUCAUCGGUCCUGAGGGUUUACCUCGAUCGGUUCAGGCUUCCUCUUGAGCUAGGUAUCGUCACUACUGGUUCAAAUCCUUUUUCAAUGAAGUCAACUGCAGCAGAUAACUUCAAAUGAGUGCAAAAUCCAGCCAAUACUGACUUAUUUGCAACGAGUCAUGCCCGGCAUGAAGAACUAAAAUCUCCAGACUGUUCCCCCCUCCCUCUCCCGAAUAUCUAUGGAAGCGGUAACUGGCCAUUUCGCCCCAAGUCUUUUCACCGUGGUAACUCUUGGAUAAUCCGGGAGAAUUGGCAUAUAUGAGUUCCUUUUGGGGGAAAAUAGGGAAUUUUUUUAAGCGCUUCAGGCGAGCCUCUAGGGGGGUUUGUAGGCAUGCUCCCCCCCUCCCCUUAGGAAAUUUUGCAAAUUUAGUUUUUCUCAAGUGGUAGUAGUAGUAGUAGUUUCUCUCAAGAGAUUUUCAGAAAUGGUAUAAGGGCUAGGAGAGAAGUUUCCCUGACUCUCAGUCCUUCUUUUCUCUCUUGGCAGCACUUCUGUGAUCUGCGGUUUUUUGUCCCCUGUGCUUUCUGAUAUCACAUAUAGGGUUUUAUUUCCAUUGUAAAAGCUGUUAUGUUGUUCUUCCAUGUUACUAUGGCACAAAUUAUUUUGAGAGAGGAAGGCUGGUGCAAGUUGAGAGAAGCCAUACUCAUAUUGAUGCACCCAAGAACGUUAUCUGGUUCUUAAUAACAAUACCUAAUUAUUUUGUGUAUGUUACUGCAGUGCUUGUCUGCAUUUUCAUGUGGGACUAGCCAAAGUAUUUAACCCAGACUAAAUGUAAAUCUAUUAAAAAUUUCAGUGCGACUGCCAUGGACGAGGGGAAACUUCAAAAACUAGGAAUUACUCAUGUGCUAAAUGCUGCAUUUGGAAGCAAAUUCUAUCAUGUUAAAACUGGGCCAGAUUACUACUGUGAAUCAGGAUUUAUCUUCCACGGUGUUCCAGCCAUGGACAUGUUUACCUUUAAACUCAUAAAAUACUUUGAUGAGGCAUGUGAUUUCAUAGGGAAAGCAAUUGGAACAAAGAAAACUGGAAAGAAGAAUGGCAAAAUAUUUGUUCAUUGUAGAGAGGGUGUCAGCCGCUCUGUGUCAUUGGUUUUAGCCUAUUUAGUUAGAGAUCAAGAUAUGGAACUCAAGGAUGCUGUGAGACUUGUUCGAAGCAAACGAGAAAUUUCACCCAAUGAAGGUUUCCUUCAACAACUAAUAGAGUACUCAGCUAAGCUUGGAAAGGCAUAGAAAAAAAUUACCAUGACAUAUUAAUGCAUGUCGUAUUGCACACACUCAAAAGAAAACAAAACUUCUAAGUGUUUUGGUGUUCCGCAAGAGUCAGUCCCGGGACCUGUUUCGCUUUUCAUUAUGUUUUUCCGGUUGAGUAUUGUUCUUUCUCGUGGCCUCCAUCCCAAGACAGUCUUGGAUUCUGGAUUCCGCAAUUCCUUGUGGAACUUGGAUUCUGGAUUCCAAUUGUUAGCGGGAUUCCCGAUUCAUGGAGCUGGGUUCCACAUUUCAAAGCCCGGGAUUCUGAAUGCCAGAAGCAAAAAUUUCCCGAAUUCCAGAUUCCAAAAGCAAAAAUUUUCUGGAUUCCAGAUUUCACGAGCAAAAAUUUACCGAAUUCGGGAUUCCACAAGCAGAAAUUUACUGGAUUCCGGAAUUCACUGUCAAAAAUUUCCAUGACUGUGCAAUCUGGAUUACCUUACACCGGGCGAAUAGUCAGAUUUAGCUCACGAUGGGUAUCAGCAACAGAAAUGUUUGCGUUAGUUGGUAAAACUGAAAGUUUAUAUUAACCACAGUUUAGUGAUUGGAGCAACCUUUCUUCAAGGCUUAUCAACACCAACCCUUUAUCUCUUAAGUAAAUAUCGGCGCUAAUCACUAUUAAAACUGACUAUGUAGUAUGCGACCUUGGUGCUAAUCUGGAUAAACAUUCAGCACGUGUUAAGGCAAGUUAUUGAGAGCCAAGGCAACAAUAUCUGCAAAUCGGCAUCCUUAGCGAUACAUUACAUUGGGAAGAUUGCAAAUCAUUCACUAGCCAAAACUAGUCCACGCGUUCGUAACAAGUGAAAUUGACUUUUGCUAUGGUCUUCUGCCGUUCAGGCUUCCGUACAAGCAACCUGCGAGUAGAUAACCUCCCACGCAGACGUUCUUAGGGGUUCGUCAUGCGUUCCUGCCCUAUCCCUAAGAACGUCUGCGUGGGAGGCUAGCGAGCAGACUCACUUCUGCGAGUUCGGGAAAAAAAAAUUGGUUGCGUAGCGAUAAGUAUGAGAGAAGAAUUGGCCCAUUCUUCUCGCGCGCCACAACUAAAUUUCCCUUGAACUUGCACAAGUGAACCCGAUGAUGCAAAUUGAUAAACUGCAACAGUAUUCUAAAUAUUGCAGCAGCUACAGUUAUUACUGACAAAGACUGAAAGAUUUUAACGUAUAACUCCAGUAUUACGUAACCUGCAUUGGGUCCUGUCGCCAAAAGGAGUGAUUGCAAGAUUCUAAGUAUAACCAAAUGGCUCCAUCCUACAUCUCUGAUCUACUGCAGCUUCAUCGAUCCGCAUGACUUUGUUUUGCAUCUUGGGGACUUUUUUGGAAGUACCUGUAAUCAGACUCAGGCAUACAGUGCCCGUUCUUUCUCCAACCCCCGGCUCCAACCGUAGCUGCCCCUUGUCUCCGAAAUUCCUUGCCUGUAGUCUUUAGAAAAAUGCCCAAACUUUCCUUAAAGAGGUUUAAAAGAAGGCUUUAAAUCAACUUGCG
Molecule: messenger RNA, 2977 nt
Organism: Porites lobata
Lineage: Eukaryota; Metazoa; Cnidaria; Anthozoa; Scleractinia; Poritidae
Source: the annotation of a GenBank genome assembly